Messenger RNA from Exaiptasia diaphana, 814 nucleotides. Its product is annotated as protein Ycf2. The transcript has 3 exons. Bases 1 to 726 code for a protein of 241 amino acids. The record is from RefSeq and is a predicted model, not a curated record. Lineage: Eukaryota; Metazoa; Cnidaria; Anthozoa; Actiniaria; Aiptasiidae.
AUGGAAUUGCUYAAAGAAAAAAUCUUUAAACUAAAAAAAGACGCAGAAAAGUCAACCCUUCAAGCGGAAAUACUUGAACAUAAAUUGUCGGCUGAAAAAGACCGCUUCGAAAGAGCCGAAGAGAAACUCGCUUCAUUAAGUAAAAAAAUUCAAAAUACUCAAAUCGAGCUAGAAAAGACGGUUAAUGAAAUUCAAGGUAAAGAAAAGGAAAUCGAGAAACAGAAGUUUACUUGUGAAGCUAACGAGAAAAUAUCUGAUGAAUUAGCUGAAGGAGAAAUGAAAAACACGGAAGACGAACAAGAACUGAAGCACCAAAUCAAAGAUUUGAAUGACUUCACGAAUAUUGUACAAAUGGAAUAUGAAGCAACGCUGAAAAAAAUCACUGCUAUGAUAAAAGAGAAAACACGCCUUGAAGAAGACGAGGAGCACUUGUGCGCRCAAGAGAGCGUCUURCAAGAAAAGCUGCAGGAUUUCUCAGCGAARKUCAAGAAUUACAAAAAUGMAGCGUMUAGAAAAAAUAAGCAAGGAAGYCCCGAGAAAAGAUGUUCUUUGUUGAAGCAAAGGUUGCAGAAAGCCGAGUUGAUCUUAGAGAAUACAKACAGGAAGACUCAAMAGCUUGAGAGAACACUGUGCAUGYUGGGAAAAGAKCUACAAGACAUCAAAUCAAGUCAACAAGAAGCUGAUAUGGAGUUGCAAGGAAUUUUGAGCAUUGCUCAUGAGAAUUAAUAAACAAACUGAUCCAUCUUUGAUUCCAACCCAGCAACUUGGUUCUCUUUAUUCUCGUCAAGUUCUUUUCGCUUUGGCUUCUCCAGCA